Molecule: messenger RNA, 2634 nt
Organism: Condylura cristata (star-nosed mole)
Lineage: Eukaryota; Metazoa; Chordata; Mammalia; Eulipotyphla; Talpidae
Gene: TMEM41B
Product: transmembrane protein 41B
Exons: 8
Coding region: 86-952 (288 amino acids)
Cellular component (GO): endoplasmic reticulum membrane
Source: RefSeq, a predicted model, not a curated record
ACGGGGCGGAGCAUAGUUCCAGUGGGAGCUGUAGGUUUCAGUCGAGCGUCGCUGAGCUCGCGCGGCUGAGGUCGUCUCAGCAGCCAUGGCGAAAGGCAGAGUCACCGAGCGCUCGCAAACGGGGGCACUCCAUACGACCCCACCGGGGGACAGGGCAUCGGGUCCUACGGUACCAGACAGCGGAGACCACUUAAAGGAAAAAGCCUGUGCUGAAGCUGGGUCAGCAAGAACGUCACUUCUUAUAUUGGUGUCCAUUUUCUUAUCUGCAGCUUUUGUUAUGUUUUUGGUAUAUAAGAAUUUUCCUCAGCUUAGUGAAGAAGAAAGAGUGAAUAUGAAGGUCCCAAGAGAUAUGGAUGAUGCCAAGGCUCUAGGAAAAGUUUUAUCCAAAUAUAAGGACACCUUUUAUGUACAAGUACUUUUAGCUUAUUUUGCUACAUAUAUUUUCUUGCAGACAUUUGCUAUUCCGGGCUCCAUAUUUCUCAGCAUACUCUCAGGGUUUCUUUAUCCCUUUCCACUAGCCUUAUUUCUUGUCUGUUUGUGUUCGGGACUUGGUGCCUCAUUCUGCUACAUGCUCUCCUAUUUAGUUGGGAGGCCAGUUGUAUACAAAUACUUAACAGAGAAAGCAGUAAAAUGGUCACAACAGGUUGAACGUCAUAGAGAACAUCUCAUUAACUACAUUAUAUUUUUGAGGAUAACACCAUUUCUGCCUAAUUGGUUUAUUAAUAUUACAUCUCCUGUUAUAAAUGUGCCACUGAAAGUUUUUUUCAUUGGCACUUUUCUAGGUGUUGCACCUCCUUCAUUUGUAGCAAUAAAGGCAGGAACAACACUCUACCAGCUUACAACAGCAGGGGAAGCUGUUUCCUGGAACUCAGUAUUUGUCCUAAUGAUUUUGGCUCUUCUUUCUAUUCUGCCAGCUAUCUUCCAGAAAAAGCUAAAGCAGAAAUUUGAAUGAAAAAUCAUCUGGGUUUUAGUUUUCCUCUAAAUAACAUCACCAUUAUCAUCUCAGGAUUGGCAGGUUUAUGUGUUAAAGUCCCCUGUUCAGUAAUUGAAACAAGGAAUUUGUAAAACAAAAUUACCUACCAGACAGUUAAAAUAAUGCAUUUAAUUGACAAAAGAGAGAAGAAAGUAAAAGUGGAAAUUGGUAUACUAUGGAAAAUGCUGUCAGUAGUUAUGAAAAGUAUCUUUUAAAUACUAUUCCAAAGGUAGCUAUAUAUAACUAGUAGCAAAGUAGCAAGAAAUUCUUGACCUAAGCAGAUUCAAUAUAUUUCUUGAACUGGCUAUACUUACUUAGCCUGGACUUGUAAAUUUAAUAUAUAUAUCUAUUUUUACCCCUUACUAAUAACUAACGUAGAUAUAUAAAAAUAAAAGGUUCUGGAUUUUUUUUAAAAAGUGCAUUGCAAUUCUGGCAUAAACUUUUUUUCAUAGCAUAAACUUAAAAACAAGCUCAAAAGAGAUUUACACCUUUUUAGCCUGGAGGUAGUGGAUUUGUUUAAAAGUUACAUCUUAGUUGGUUUUGAAUUUGGAAAGGAUAUCAAGUUAUAUUUAUUUUGUGAAUUUUAUUUUGCUUUUUUCUGUUCUGAAUUAUCAUGGAUUAGUCUGAAAUUUAAAGUUCUGACCAGUCUAAUCAUUUUUCUAGUUUUUACAAUAUUUUUUACAAUAUUUUACAAUAUUCCCUGUGCAUAUACAAAAUGACAAUUGCAAGAUAGUUGGUGUUGAUAAGUUAUAUUCAGUUAAUAUUUUGUUACACAUUUUCCCUUUACAAUCUCAAAAGAGGGUCAAGGAAGUAAACAUUAGAUGUUAUUAGAUGGUAGAUUAUAUUACUUUAUAUUUUGAAACAGAAGCAAUGGCACCAUUACACUUCAGGUGGUCAUAGUUUAUUUGUUUCAGUGACUUUAAAAUUUACCUCAUUAUUUGUUUGGUCAUUAAAGUAUGUACUACAUAAUUAUCCUUUUUAUGCAUGAUACUCUUAUAAGAAUGCCUUGUUUCAUUUCUGUUGAUGGCUUUUUGUUUCAGGCUGCUUUUGAUUAACGCAGCUUCCUGAUUUAGUAUUUCUACUUUCUGUAACUUAAAGUUAAAUUAACUUUUGACAUGGUAACUACUAUAUUUAAAUAGUCCUGGAGAAACUAGACAGCUACUUGCUUAAUGGUACUCUUGAUUCCUUGAUUUUAGGACAUAGCUGAUCUAAAGUAAAAUACUCUUGUCAGUUUUGCCUUCACCCAAGACUGUCAUGUUGAAAAGUACUUAAGCUGUGGGAAAAAAAUCCUUGUAUGUUUUUAUUGUGGAGGUAUGAUCAUCCUCAAUGCCUGUUUCUACUACAUAUUGUGGACUGAUUCAUUAUUUUUUCUAUCACAGUAUUAACAAAUGGAUUUAUUGUAAAUACAAAAGAAAUAUAUUGAUUAAUAUACUAUUCUUAUGUCAUCUGGCCUUUUGUGUGAAAUUAUUUAUUGUUAUUUCUAGUAAGGUUUUCUUCCUUUCUCAUUGACGAGAGACUGAGUGAUGAAGCUUUUGUUACUUUUACACAUGAACUUAAAAUACAGCCUUAUGGACAAUGUUCAUUAAAUAUUGCUGUUUAAAAUGUAAUUGAGUACAUUUUUAUCAGACUUUUAAAAAUAAAAAAUAAGAGCUUGGACUCAG